AUGGGUCUUUCUGCAAUUUUCAUCUUGGGACUUCUGACGUUUAUUUUCGAUAUUAUCCGACUGGUCGCUCUCAUUGAUCUCUCAACGGCCGGAAAUGAUAUCACCUACACUCAGGUGAGCUCGAGCGUGUGGACAUGCAUUGAGCCUGCCGUCGGUAUUAUUGCGGCCUGUCUGUCCAACAUGCGUCCUUUGUUCAAGCUCGUGCAUGAGAAAGUUUGGAGUCGUCACGCUAGUCAGGGUGACACUGCCAAUACUAGUCAACAGGAAAUUGUGGGCGAGAAGCGCAAUUGGGUCCAAAGAACCCCGAGUCCCAAUGACCAAAUGACUCACUCGGAUUCUGAUUACCGAACAGAUAGUUCCUCUCACCAUGGUAUCCCUGCUUGA
This is a messenger RNA of Penicillium longicatenatum, 384 nucleotides long. RefSeq lists its product as uncharacterized. The record is from RefSeq and is a predicted model, not a curated record. The transcript is spliced from 3 exons. The coding region runs from base 1 to 384 and encodes 127 amino acids. Lineage: Eukaryota; Fungi; Ascomycota; Eurotiomycetes; Eurotiales; Aspergillaceae.